Molecule: messenger RNA, 2167 nt
Organism: Monomorium pharaonis (pharaoh ant)
Lineage: Eukaryota; Metazoa; Arthropoda; Insecta; Hymenoptera; Formicidae
Exons: 1
Coding region: 217-777 (186 amino acids)
Biological process (GO): telomere maintenance; DNA repair
Molecular function (GO): DNA helicase activity
Source: RefSeq, a predicted model, not a curated record
ACAUUAAAGUAUACAUAAAAUAAACAAUAAAAAAAAAUUUUAUUUUAAUAUGCAUGUAUUAUUUUAUUUAAUACUUUAUAAAUAUUUAAUACUUUACAUAAAACUUUUGGAUUACUAGUUCCAUUAUUUGCCGAUUCAUCAUCUGCCAUUAAAAUUCAAUCUAAAGAAGCUCAGUAUUAAAAAAAAAUAGAUGUUUUUAUUUGGGAUGGAGCUUCCAUGGCACCACGAUAUGCUCUAGAUAUAAUGGAUCGAACACUCCGUGAUAUUAUGAAUAAUGAUUUACCAUUUGGUGGAAAAAUUGUUAUAUUGGGUGGUGAUUUUAGACAACUUCUUUCAAUUAAAGUACGAGGUACUCAAAGUGAAAUUAUAAAUCUUUCUAUUAAAUUUAGUAACAUAUGGAAAUAUUUUAAAAAGUUUUCUUUAAUACAAAACAUGCGAGUUUCUCUAAAUGAAAUUGAAUUUGCAAAAUUUUUAAUAAAAAUGGGUGAUGGAAAAUUGAAUGAUUCUAAUGACAAUAUACAAAUUCCUGAAUGUUGCAUAGCUCCAUCUGAUGCAGAUAUUGUCACAGACAUAUAUGGUGAUUUAAUACAAAAAAGAGAUUUUAAUAAGAUAGCUAAAUGUGCGAUACUUUCAGCGAGAAAUAUUGAUAUAGACGAAAUUAAUAAACGAGUUGUUGAAUUACUAAAUAUAACAGAAGAACGAAUUUAUACAAGUGUAGAUAGUGCUGUAAACUGCGGUGAUAAUGGUGAUUGUUUGAGAUUAGAACAGUUUCAAUAGAAUUUUAACAUUCUUUCUUUUUUCUCUGUUUUAUCCGCGAGUAGUGAGAGCUGCUGACAGCCAUCGCGCUCUUUGUAGUUCAUUCCUUCGAUGCAUCCAGUCGCACGGCGCUGUUACUAGUUCAUCACGCGCGCGUCUUUCGUUUUCUCGCAUCGUGGUAACUAUGCAAAUAAACAUGCUCAAAAAAGGGCACGUCAAAAUCAAUGCCCAAAUAAGUCUCGAGAUCCGUUCCCUUGCCGCCUCUUUUUUCGCCUCCGCGAUCGUAAUUGUCUUAAGACAAAAAAUUCGUCAGUCUCUCGCAGCCCGGCACCGACAUUAGAUCGUCCCGCAGAUCUCUUGCGUCAUCUGCCGAUCCUAGCUGCGGGAAUUCACGUCUUCCAUCCCUAAUUCGGCAACUUAUGUUAAUUCAUUCUUAAGUUCGAAUAUUCGUGUGAAUGUGUGAGUGCAUCACGUCAAUGCGCGGGUGACCGUAUCUUUCCCGUGAACGUCCUCUGCCUCGUGCACAAGAUCUCCGUCGGAUCGCGCGGAAGAUUUCCGGAUUCGCGAGAGCUUCGAUCUAGAAGCUCUUCAAGAUUUCCGCGUCGAAUACAGGCAGCGUAAUAUCGGGACGUGUCAAGAUUUCCGUAAAAUUGCAAAAGAUACGGUUCGCCCCUCGCUCCAAACGUCCGUUUUUUUAAUAAAUAAUUAAAGUGCGAGUGACACCAUCGCCUCCUUUUUCUUCCUAUCACCUCCCGUGAACCUACCGCAUUCCUUAUCACUCGCUUCGCGUCUCUAUCGGGACGGAUUCCGGCAUUCUCUCCGUGCGAUCACGUUUACUCUACGCACGCACAAACAGUGAUAUUGGUGAAACUUUAUUACCAGAAUAUUUAAAUAGUUUGUCUCCAUUAUGUCUUCCUCCUUAUGAAUUACGUUUAAGAUUAAAUUCUAUUAUUAUGUUAAUAAGAAACCUUAACAUCAAUGAAGGACUUUGUAAUGGUACUAGAUAUUAGAUUAUUGGUCAUAGAACUUGGCGAUCAUUUAUUGAAAUGCAAGAUUUUAACUGGUGAUAAAACAAGAGAUAUUAUUUUUUUAAAUCGUAUAACAUUAUAUUGUGAAAAUGUAUAUAUCCUUUUACAUUUAAAAGAAGACAAUUUCCAAUAAAAAUAGCUUUCGCUAUAACAAUUAAUAAGUCUCAAGGACAAACAUUUGAUAGAGUAGGAAUAGAUCUUCGCAAAGAUGUUUUUAAUCAUGGACAACUUUAUGUUGCUUUUUCGCGAGUUCGUUCUUGGCAAGCAUUAAAAAUUUAUCUAGGUAAACAACGAGAUAAUAAUAAUGUUAAAAAUUAUGUAUAUAAAGAAAUAUAUAUAUAACAUUUAUUAUUUUUUCGUUUUUAACCAUUUGUAUUAUUAAG